Molecule: messenger RNA, 2630 nt
Organism: Ostrea edulis (European flat oyster)
Lineage: Eukaryota; Metazoa; Mollusca; Bivalvia; Ostreida; Ostreidae
Exons: 2
Coding region: 262-1413 (383 amino acids)
Source: RefSeq, a predicted model, not a curated record
AUUCAAACACUACAAGAGAAUUAAAAAAAAAACCCAUUUAAAUCUCUCAACUUUGAAUGGUGAUAUUUAUAAACCUGCAGUAAUUUUCAACCAGGAAAGGUACAUGUAGUUUCGUUUUUAUCAUACUGUGAAAUACCUGUAAACAACUAGUUUCGUUUUAAAAGUGUUUACAUGUAUAGCAAUAUAGUUUCGUUCUGAAAUCAAUUGUGAGCGACUUCUACCUAAGCAACAUGGCGUAGCUUUUAACGAUUGCCUUCCGUCAUGGAUCCCGUGAGUAGUAUAUACGACGAUGCUGAAAAUAUUGAGAAGCUCGUGGCUUCUGCUAAAAUUAACGAAUGGGGACCGAUAUGGCGGAUAUUGGGAACUCCGUCUCAUCCUAAGAAGUCGUACCUCAUUAACUGCAUCCCAGAGAACCGGCGUUGGAGCAUUCUUCAUCAAGCAAUAUUUUGGAACAACCACGGCGUAGUGGCUAAUCUACUUCAGUUCAAUACCUGUGACAAGACUGUAAAGGCCAAAGAAGGCACCUCGGAGAUAGGCCCCGACGGAAAGAAGUCUCCUGAAGAGGUCGCGGAAGCGUUUGGGCAUAACGAACUCAAGCCCAUUCUAGACAUGUAUCCAUACCAGUUACACGACCAGCUUCCGGUCACCUUCCUACCUCUGAGUGACGGUGCGGACGAUUUUGCGCUCGGUCUCCUUCGUAUAACACUGGCAUCAUAUAAAACAGCUUUUCAGCUUCACACUCAGGAAAUUCCGUCAUUUAGCGAUCUUCUGAGAGAUGUUUACAACAAGAUAGACACAUCGAACAGUCACUGGAAACUGGUCCGCGACAAGGUCCACGAAUCUGUGUACGUGAUUUGUCAUCAAACUUGUCUGAAGAUCAGGGAAUGUGAAAGUAAAGAACGGUUCUAUACAGCUAUCAUAAACACCUACACGGAGGAGAAGAGUUAUCUGUAUGACCACCUCAACACUGCGUUGCGUCGCCAGCGUCAGACCGAUUACAGACCCACGGCUGACGACCUGGCGUUAGGGCCAUACGUGCUAAUGUACCAGUUGCUUCUUCUCUUCUGGAACAAACUCCACAAAGAGAGACGUGUCACGUACCGCAGAAUGCGCGUGUCGUCUGAUGAUCUCGCUAAAUAUCAAGUGGGAACGAAAUUUGCCUGGAUGUCGUUCGUGUCUUCCUCCGUGGAGCUGGAAAAGGCCAUCAUGUUUCCGACUUGUGGUCCUACUGGCGAUAGAGUGAUCGUAUUUACCAUUGACAAUUCGUCUGCGAGUCAUUGGCAGCCAAGAAACAUCGAGAAGUACGCUCAGUAUAUGGAAAGGGAAAGGGUUUAUCCUGCCGGCGCCAAAUUUCUCGUGACGAAGAGAACUGAUUGUGUAGAAGAGUCAAGAAUAUUUUUAAAGCUUCUCUGACACGACUGACAGUGUCAUAUGAUGUACCCACUCAAACUGUAAUGAUGAGACUAGUGUGUUACAGAACUGCAUUUUCUUUUCGUUUCAUCUUUUAGAAUUCAGUUAUCAGAGAUCAUCCGAGGGAGAAUGGUGAGCAUACCGGUCAACAUAUUGCGGCUGUGUUAAUUGGAUUCUAUUGAAAUCUGUCAAUCUUUUUAAUUGCCGAUAUUUCAUUAAUUUGCAACAAAAAUAUAUAAGCAACAUUUUAGUACUAUACUGCACAUCGUUGUAUGAAUUGUCACGAAACCCAUAUGUUUCCACCAUACAGUCUAUCAAUCUAAUUAAAAUCACCCGUGAGGGUUCCAUUAAAUACAUGUAAGUUCUUCAUACGAAACCCGAACAGAUGCUUUUGAUUAGUUUGCCCUACAGCCCCCUUGUCCGUGAUAGCACUUAUCACUAGGUAUUAUUGCGCACGUCUUUCAUGUAAUGUAUGUCUGUGAUUAAUCGAUUGUACAUUGUUUAACGUCACUCUCGAAAAAAUUUCACUCAUAUGGAGACAUCAUCAUAUUGCCGGUGAAGGGCUGCAAAAUUUAGAUGUUCGGCUCUUGCUGCCUUUGAGCAAGGGGGGAUCGUUAUCGUGCCACACCUGCUGUGACACGGGGCCUCAGUUUUUGCGGUCUCAUCCGAAGGACCGCCCCAUAUGGUAAAAUUGCACAAAAUGUCCAUGGUAUAGGUAAUAAGUAGAAAAAAUACUGUAUAUCCAACGAUGACUAGGUACACAUGAUCCACAUUUAAUUAAUUACACUUAGCGCUUUCAUCGUGUAGUUCGGCUCUUCAGUGUGGGGUGUUAUAUAAAUUUGGCAUGUUUUUAUUAAUUCAUAAUUUGCUUAUACAAUGUAUAUAAAUAGGUAAUGAAUUUAGCAAUUUGAGACGUAAAACCUACAUGUACAUAUAUUUAUGAAUGUUAAAAUAAAAACGUGUUAGUGUUUAUAUCCAGUGUUUUAUGGAGUUAUUAAUAGUACAAAUUGUUUGAUUGAACUCGUGCGGAACAGGUAGUCUCGCUGCUCUACGUGCCACAGAUCCCCCCUCCUCCCUCCCGUCAAUGCUUUCAUUUAAUUCUGUGUUUAUUCUUAUUGUAGAAUAUUGAGUAAUGAAGUGAUGAAUAUGUAUAAAUAUCUACUGUACAUGUAAUAAAUUAUACGCUGUUGCACUAGCACAGGCGGGCCAGUUCCUAUGUA